Molecule: messenger RNA, 915 nt
Organism: Cyphellophora europaea CBS 101466
Lineage: Eukaryota; Fungi; Ascomycota; Eurotiomycetes; Chaetothyriales; Cyphellophoraceae
Exons: 4
Coding region: 1-915 (304 amino acids)
Molecular function (GO): hydrolase activity
Source: RefSeq, a predicted model, not a curated record
AUGGCACCACCAAGAGAAGACAUUUCUUUCCAGACAUCUGACGGCCUGACACUACGGGGAUGGCUGUACAAGUCCGCGCUGGCCCAGGACGGUGCCAAGCUGCCCUGCCUCGUCAUGUCGCACGGCUGGUCGGCGCUCAAGGAGAUGGAUCUCGACGCCUUCGCAGAGCGCUUUGUCGCGAAGCUACCCAUCGCCUGUCUCGUGUAUGACAACCGCUGCUUCGGCGCCAGUGAUGGCCAGCCGAGGCACGAGAUCAUUCCCGCGCUGCAGCAUGCUGACAUGUCUGACGCGAUCACUUACGCGCAGUCGCUGGAGGGCGUGAAGCCGGAGAAGAUCGGUAUCUGGGGCUCGAGCUACUCCGGUGCCCAUGUGCUGCAUGUUGGUGCGGUGGACAAGCGCGUCAAGGCGGUGCUCUCGCAGGUGCCGCUGGCGGAUGGAUAUACGAACUUUCAACGUCUGAUCCGGUGUGAUUUUGUGUCAAGCAUGAACCAGAUGUUCCAGGACGAUCGCCUUGCCCGCGCGGCCGGCAAAGAUCCCGGGCGCCUCCCCGUCGUGGACGCCGACCCAAUGAAACCAUCCGCGCUACCCACUGCCGACAGUUUCGUCUUCUUCGAUGCCUGGGCAAAGAAGAGCGACUGGAAGAACGACUGCACCGUCAGAAGCGUCGAGAUGCUGCGAGGCUACCACCCCUCAGCACAGAUCCACCGCAUCGCACCGACGCCGCUCCUCAUGACCGUAGCCGAGAACGACGUGCUUACCCCAACUGACAUCGCACUCGAAGCGUAUUCGCGCGCUCUGGAGCCCAAGCGUCUUCACGUAUUGCCUGGCGGCCAUUUUGAUGGGUACACAGGACCGAAUUUCGACAGAAACACUGACGUACAGGCCGAGUUCUUGAAGCAGUACUUGUGUAACUGA